Messenger RNA from Klebsormidium nitens, 1134 nucleotides. The record is from the annotation of a GenBank genome assembly. Lineage: Eukaryota; Viridiplantae; Streptophyta; Klebsormidiophyceae; Klebsormidiales; Klebsormidiaceae.
GAGCAUUUGAAGCAAACCCAGCUCUUACACAACGGUAUUGGUGGUGAUUCCCGGACAUAUUGAGAUCCUAAGAAGAUAUAAUUGUGGAAAGAAAUUUCCCCUUUGCAUCCAUUUGCAUCCGCCUUGAUGGGCUUCACCUUGCCAAAAGGCUUUGGAAGAUUUAUAGAGGCAACGAGCUGGCGGCCUGCUGGGAAUGCAAAUGCAUGCUGCAGCGUUUCCGCCUCUGAGCUCUGACAAGAAAAAGAUAGCAGAAGACAACUCAAGGAAAACGUACGGUGGAUAAAGAAGUGCUAGUUUGCGCUCUGUAGGGGCUCUUACAUCUCACCGAUAACUCGAGCAGCGCCUCCGCAUAGAUAACACCAAGUGAAGGAGUUGUGGCACUCGCAGAAGAGUUGUGCUCGGUUCAUUUUGCAUCAGUAGCGGAAAAGAGGGUUGUGCUCGCCUUUUCUCGGAGCGAACGAAAGUAUUGCGACCGGCGUUACAAAGAGAGCUGUACAUGUGAUCGCUUUCCGACUUUCAAUAUAGCGAACUGAAGAUGGCAACUUUGCAUACAACCUGCACAGCUUUGCUUCUGACAAUUUUCUUGAUCCCAGAUUACUUGAGUCUCAGUCCUGUGCUGGCAGUGGAGACCUGUCUAGAUGGAUCAACAGCGGCCAUGAGUUGUACCGGCCAGGAGUGCAGCGCGCCACUUUGUCCUCGAUUUCCCACAGCUCAGUGCAACCCCGACCCCUGCAAUGAGUGCCGUCCAUCCUACAACAUCCAAAAGGCCGCGCUCCCAGCCCCUGCAACAACCGUCAGCUGCAACUGCUCGGACAACUCCUUGCCACUCACAUGCGUACCAAAUCCCUGUACCGUGCUCUUCUGCCUGGCCCGGCCAAACGCGAUUUGCAUCUCGGACUACUGCAACGGAUGCAACGCAGUCUUCUAUAACAGGGAUGGCUCUGGACCCGUGGACUGCGGCGUACAGACGAGCUUCUCCGGCAACGUGACGCUGGCAGGGAACCCCUUCGUUUUGGCCGCACCCCCUCCUCCACCGCCACCGAGUGCCGCGACUCUGCCGGCUCUCCCAUACUUGCUUCUUCUGUCUCUUUUGAGCUUGCUGUUUGUACUUAGACGUUCGUGACUAAUUCCGAC